Molecule: messenger RNA, 582 nt
Organism: Colletotrichum truncatum
Lineage: Eukaryota; Fungi; Ascomycota; Sordariomycetes; Glomerellales; Glomerellaceae
Product: isochorismatase family
Source: RefSeq, a predicted model, not a curated record
AUGUCUUCCGCACUAUCCUUCCGUCAGAUUCUGGGUGCUCCGUCAACCUCCGCAACCACUCGUGAUAGCGCACUCAUUAUCAUUGAUGUUCAGAAUGAGUACGCAGUUGGAAAAUUGAAAGUCAGUGACGUGGAAGUCUCUCGAAAAGCCAUAGCCGCAUUGCUCCAGAGAUACCGCGACGAUUCCGGCGAAAUCAUCCACAUUGUGCACGACACCCCAAACGGGGCGCCUGUGUUCACUCCUGGAACUGAACUUGCAGAGGAAUUUCCCGAGGUACGCCCCAAGAGUGGCGAGAAGGUGAUUCACAAGCUUCAUCCCAGCUCCUUUGCGGGCACCGAUUUGCAAAAACAUCUGGAGGCCACCGGCUUCAAGAAAAUCGUCCUCGUGGGAUAUAUGGCCCAUGUUUGCAUAUCGACGACAUCUCGCGAUGGCGCGCGUCUGGGAUUUGAUGUUGUGGUAGCUGAAGACUGUGUUGGUGAUCGGGACAUUCCUGGUGUCACUGCUGCGCAGCUAACAAAGGUUGCGUUGUGCGAAAUUGCUGAUGCCUUUGGUACUGUUGUGCAGAGCAAGGAUAUCAACUGA